AUGGCCUCACCGACUCUCCGCCAGCAUUCGUUUCAAGUGUUCCGCGAUGUCCCUCCUCUUCGAGAGCUACGUCGGCAGUUGCUGUUAUCGAACAGAACAAUUGGACUUGUUCCCACCAUGGGAGCUUUGCACGAAGGCCAUCUCUCGUUGAUCCGCCAGGCAGCGGCGGAGAACACCGAUGUCGUUGUCAGCAUCUAUGUCAACCCAACACAAUUCGGCGUGAACGAGGAUCUUGCAAGCUAUCCACGUACAUGGGAUAGUGAUGUUGUCAAAUUGGAGCAGUUGAAUGAUGAAUUGGUUCGGCAAGGAGACAGCCAUGGCCGCAUCACGGCAAUCCUUGCUCCUACAUCCAAAGUCAUGUAUCCCACGCUACCCCCUUCAUCGGAAAUAGACGGCGACGGUUCCUUUGUCUGCAUCACUCCCCUUUCAAGGAAGCUCGAAGGUGCCUCUCGCCCGGUCUUCUUCCGUGGAGUUGCAACCGUGUGCAUGAAGCUUUUCAACAUCGUAGGUGCCGACCGCGCUUACUUCGGCCAGAAGGACGUUCAACAAACCGUUGUUAUCCGACGGAUGGUCAAGGAUUUCCAUAUCGAUACAGAGAUCAAGAUUGGUGCUACUGUCCGCGAACAGGAUGGGUUGGCAAUGAGCUCCAGAAAUGUCUACCUGGGAACUAGGAGACGUGCUGUUGGCCUCGCUCUCUUCCAUGCCUUGAAAGCAGCUGAAAAUGCUUACCUUUCUGGCAAGACUGACCGGAAGGACAUUCUCGACUCGGCCACUCAAAUAACGCAGAAAGUCCUCAACGAGCAGCGGGCUUUGCAACCGUCAGAAAGAGCACUCUAUGAGGUUGACUACAUCUCCCUCGCUGAUCCUGAUACGCUGGACGAGCUGGACGUCGUCGAUCCCUCGAGAGGAGCCAUCUUAAGCGGUGCAUUGAAGAUGGCGCCGCUGGAGGAAUCUACGCCUGGUGAAGAUUGCGGCCUUGGGGACGGAAAAGUUCCUGUCCGGCUGAUUGAUAAUCUGAUUCUGAAUCCUCGGGCAUGA
Aspergillus clavatus NRRL 1 is the source of this 1038-nucleotide messenger RNA. RefSeq names its product pantoate--beta-alanine ligase PAN6. Lineage: Eukaryota; Fungi; Ascomycota; Eurotiomycetes; Eurotiales; Aspergillaceae. Gene Ontology annotation, molecular function: pantoate-beta-alanine ligase activity. Gene Ontology annotation, biological process: pantothenate biosynthetic process. The transcript has a single exon. The coding region runs from base 1 to 1038 and encodes 345 amino acids. The record is from RefSeq and is a predicted model, not a curated record.